Molecule: messenger RNA, 2616 nt
Organism: Bombus pascuorum
Lineage: Eukaryota; Metazoa; Arthropoda; Insecta; Hymenoptera; Apidae
Gene: Miro
Product: mitochondrial Rho GTPase
Exons: 14
Coding region: 504-2510 (668 amino acids)
Biological process (GO): mitochondrion organization; small GTPase-mediated signal transduction
Cellular component (GO): mitochondrial outer membrane
Molecular function (GO): GTPase activity; calcium ion binding; GTP binding
Source: RefSeq, a predicted model, not a curated record
AUCCAUGAAAUUCAUUCCACAAAUAGAUUCAUUUUCUGUUCAGCUUAUUUCUUAUAGCAAUUUAUCGAAAACGGAACGAUUAUUCAGGCCAUUAAUUACGAUCCAAUUGUCCUUUCAUUUCUGUUAACCGAUUCUGUACAUUUACGUUUGCACGUGUACAUGUUUUAUAUGUGUAUACUGUCAUUCGUAGUACUGAACGUAACCUUGAAAAGCCCACCCUCGGAGCAUAGGUUCAAUUGUAGCGGGUGAAGUAACGCUUUGUUACUAUCUAUGCUGAAUUAAGAAAUCAUAUUGUGACUUCCAAUCGGAAACCGUAAUCUUUGAUAAAACGUAUUCAUGAAAAAUCGAGAAAUUAUCGAGAAGUGACGUUCGGUUGUUGGUGUAGUAAGGUGCAAGGUUAGAAAAGAGCACGAAAGUUUCAUUGGAAAAUCAGAAAGAUGUUCUUAAGAAUUUAGGCGGUAAAUGCCGCUGUUACGUGUCACAAUUGUUUUGUUGAAAUCAGUAUGGUGCAACGCUCAGUCGCGCUUAGGCGCAACGUUAGGAUUCUAUUAAUUGGUGAUCGUGGAGUCGGCAAGACUUCUUUGAUCUUAUCAUUAGUCAGUGAAGAAUACGCUGAGGAUGUGCCCUGUAAAGCAGAAGAAAUCACUAUUCCAGCUGACGUUACGCCGGAACAAGUACCAACAAACAUUGUAGAUUAUUCAGCCGCUGAACAAACUGAAGAUCAAUUAACUGAUGAAAUUCAGAAAGCACAUGUAAUUUGUGUUGUUUAUUCUGUGGUCGAUGAGGAUACUUUAGACAGAGCAGUUACGUAUUGGUUACCAUUGAUUAGGCGAUGUUUAACAGAUCAUCGUUGUCCAGUUGUUCUUGUGGGAAAUAAGAUUGAUCUUGUUGACUAUUCUACUAUCGAGGCUGUAUAUUCUAUAAUGAAAGAAUUCACUGAAAUUGAAAGUUGUAUAGAGUGUUCCGCCAAAACAUUACAGAACGUUUCAGAAACUUUUUAUUAUGCACAAAAAGCUGUUUUACAUCCUACCACACCACUUUAUAAUUAUGAUACCCAUGAGCUUACAGAAGAAUGUAAAAUUGCACUACAAAGAAUUUUCAAAAUAUGUGAUUUAGACAAUGAUGGCUUGCUAAAUGAUAUGGAACUAAAUACAUUUCAACAAUGGUGCUUUAAUAUUCCCUUACAACCACAAGUUUUAGAGGAUGUGAAGGCUGUAUUAUCAAAAAAUAUUCAGGAUGGCAUUUGUUCUGGAUGUGUUACUCUGAAAGGUUUUAUGUAUCUUCAGUGUUUAUUUAUACAAAGAGGAAGAAAUGAAACUACUUGGGCUGUGUUAAGAAAAUUUGGUUAUGAUAAUGAGUUACAGAUGUCUAAAGAAUACAUAUAUCCACUAUUAAAAGUUCCUGUUGGAUGUACGACUGAAUUAUCACACAAAGGACAGGAAUUUUUAACAUUGUUAUUUCUACAACAUGAUCGAGAUCGGGAUGGUGCUCUUUCUCCAUCGGAAAUGGAAUCGUUAUUUUCACGAUGUCUAAUACCACCUUGGGGAGAUGAAUAUAAAUAUACUGUACCCACUAAUGAAAAAGGAUGGAUUACACUUCAAGGGUAUAUGUGUCAAUGGACGCUAUUGACUCUUACAAAUGUGCGAAAAGCAUUAGAAUAUAUGGCAUAUCUAGGUUAUAACAUGUAUAAUAAUGAAUGUCAGACAAAUGCGAUUCUAGUUACUCGUGAAAAAAAGUUAGAUUUGGCAAAAAAGCAAUCUAGUAGAAAUGUUUACAGUUGUCAUGUAAUUGGCCCAAAAAGUAGUGGAAAGACAACAUUAUGUAGAACGUUUAUUGACCCUAAACUCGAGAAAUUGACCAAUGAAAUGGUACCACCGAGUUCACAUGUUACUGUAAAUACGGUACAUGUGUAUGGUCAGGAAAAGACAAUAAUUCUGCGAGAUAUAAACAUACUAAAUGUUCAGGAUGCUUUAACUCCAGCACAAAUUCAGUGUGAUGUGGCAGCUCUUGUUUACGAUGCUAGUAAUCCUAAAUCGUUUGAAUAUAUUGCACGGAUUUACAUCCACCUUUUCCAGAAAUAUUUUGCAGAUAGUAAGAUCCCUGUUCUCAUAAUAGCAAAUAAGAGUGAUCUAUCUGAAGUAAAGCAAGAUUACCUGCUACAGCCAAUAAGUUUUUGCAAUAAGUACAAACUGAUGCCACCGCAACCAUACAGCAUCUCCCGUACAGUACGACGUGAAAUCUUCGUUAAACUAGCGACAAUGGCAGCUUUCCCCCGCUUUCAAGGAGCAUGGGUAUUAUUUUACAGAGACAGUCCUUUGAGGCGAAUGGUCCACAUGUUGCUUGUCAAACCCUCACCCACUCAGUGGUGGAGUUCUUUUACAAGACAUAUAAAUCAAUUUGGAUUAUUACAAGGGGAUUCGAUCGUCUGGUGGAAAGCCGGUCUUGGAAUUGCGGUUGCUACCGUCGCAGGUUUUGUGGUGAUGCGCGUCUUAAAUACAGAGAAAAGAUAGUCUACCAUAUUCCUUUUCUUGCACAUUUAACUGCCUCUUUUGGUCGAAUAUAAAGCCGUCUUUGAGAAACGCGUUAAGUUAAUAAACAAUGUUCUUAAAUCAUUAA